Messenger RNA from Cylicocyclus nassatus, 1494 nucleotides. The record is from the annotation of a GenBank genome assembly. NCBI's taxonomy places the organism in Eukaryota, Metazoa, Nematoda, Chromadorea, Rhabditida, Strongylidae.
AUGUCAAACGGAAGAGUGACGAAGAGACCAGUAAACAGUCUCAUACCACUAGAAUUACUGGAUUCGGAUCCCGACCACGAACACCUACCCACCCACGAAAACCCACCUACACCCACCGAACUUCCAAGCGAACCCUCACCUGAAACCCCAGGGCGCCCCAAGCGAAACCCCUCCAAACAGUACCCGUACAGCCCCGAAGAAAUGGCGAACGACCCAAACGAAUUCAUCGACAACUUCAUGAACACCUUCAAUAAACGAAGUUCGAUGUUCGAAGAAUCGGAGCUUCAGCGAAGACUGGACGUCGUAUAUGCCGAAAUAACGAAGCUUAUUCAACAACGUCAAAAAAUCGAAGAAGCAUAUUCACAACUCAAGGAAAAGGCCAGCGUAUUCGACCCGGAUCCAGCACGAGCGAAACCGCUCUACGACUUAAAGAACGAACUUAUCGCGGCUAUCGAACACUUGAAGGAAAGAUGGGAAAAAGUACAAGUUGUAUCUCAUCUUUUAUGGGAAGUCUACGACAGCCUAGUGCAACGGGACGCCUCGCGUUUCUUUAGCCGACAAAUGUUCGAAAAUCGUCCACGACCAGGAGGACGCAUCAACUCGAAGGACUUCAAUCUCUUCGUCAUCCAAGAAGAAACCCAACUGUUGCGAGGCAAACAAGGAGCACUCGAAGUUAUGGACAUCGUGCCAUUUCUCAACCCACACGUGGAGACGGAUAACUCACCCUAUGUGUCCGAAGACGUCGACAUCCACUCGAAGCUCGACGAUAUCGAGAAAAUUCUGCACACCAUCCUCGAAGACAAGAAUAACCCCACGCGUUCCCCGGACAUUGAGUCUAUUUUGCGCAAGUUACACAGAAUCGAAUCCAUGCUCCUCGAAGAGAAAGCUAAACGUGUCGAAGGAACCGCCUCGCAGCAACUACGUCAGAUAACAACGCUGAUUGAUGAGAAAUCUCGCCAUUUGGAAGGAAAAAUCUCGGACAGUACGGAACUCAUAGUAAAUUCCAUGAUCAAUCUCAUGACUCAAAUAUCGGCCAUACUGCGCACGGACCAACCGUCUGAACACCAGCGCUCCAGCACUCCGUCGGAAACCCCUCAGAAGACACGAAAGGACCGGUCUCGCCCACCAGCCAAGCGUCCCCCUCGAGACCCAGAUUACGCUCUACUCCAACGUCGUCUUGAUCACUUAGCGCCUUGCGAGAAGCGUCAGUACGGAGAAGACGCCGCCGAGCCAUCACAGCACCACAGAUGCAUUUUCUGUCAAGGCCCGCAUAUUGAAGACGCAUGCACUAAGCUUAGAUCCGUUGAGGAAAGAAGAUCCUUGGUGCGAGAUCGUAACUUAUGCCUCUUCUGUUUGGGCAAGACUUGCCCAAAACCUUGUCCCGAAAGAACGUCCUGCAAGUACUGCAAGUCACGUUCUCAUCACUACAGCUUGUGCCCGCUUCCGGAGGAACGAAGUUAUCUCGAAGACCAACUUGCACACUACCAGCAUUGA